AUGGAUGAGAAAGGAAGCAAAGCAGUGUUGAUCACAGUAUCGGCCGAGGAGAUCAGCGACAGGCCCACCAGUACAACAACAUGGAAGCACCAACCUUUACUCCCCUUGUUCGGGAUCCCAACCCCAGCUACGGCUUUCAUUCCAGAGGACAACAUUUUCGUACCCAUCCAACAAGACAACGUUCUGCCCCAAAUACCUAUCGGACGUAGCCACCCCGUAGCCAGGAAAGGGAUCAUAGACGGUGACCAUCGAACUUUACAUACGAAUAAGUUCUAUGCAAACGCGUUUCUGGGGAACCAGGACAUGCCCAUCUGGACCCAUCCUUACUCUGUGUGGUGGGGAAAAGGACAGGCAAACGGCCAGUAUCCAACGUGGGGAAUGAGUAUUGGUCAUGCUGAUGAGCAAGAUAUUGUUAUGCCGGAAGGCGAUCCAGCCCGGUUUUACAUUAAUGCCGUGCGUCGGCAAUCUUUGAUGCUGUCGGCAAGAGAGCUAGGCGACCAAACGACUCUGACAACGGACACGCAUUUGCCUUUUUCCGUCAACGUCAACCUGAACAGUGGCCGGCCAUCUCAAGAACCCCUGGUUACGUUUCCCUUAGUGCAGGGAAUGAGUUUCAUCACUGCUGGUUACCGCAAUGCCACCCCGAUGAUUCAGUGCCCGGGAGAAGGAUGCAAGUCAAUAAGCGAGGCCAUCGUAGUCGGGAAAUCGGUGAAGUAUAGGAUAGCAGAUGCAGAUGGGAGGAAAUGGGUUGCCUAUGUCAAUCCGAGAUCGACGAUCAACUACGACGCUACCGCCUUCACAACGGUCGACAAGAAUACCUUCGUCGGACCACCAGGCUUCGUCGGCACGAUCCAGUUGGCCAAGAACCCUUUGGGCGACGAAGGCGAAGCGAUUUACGACAAAGCCUCGGGAGCCUUCGUCUGCGAAGCCAAUGUGACCGCUGUGGUUAGCGGGGAUGGCGCAGUCUAUACAUUUUCGUAUACAAAAGUUGGUUCGUCGCCUCUUCUCAUGUUUAUGCUCCCUCACCACAUCGAAUCUGUGGAACCUUCAGCUGCCGGCCGGGUCACCAAGCUUCAGCUCCGCACUACAACAAAAGGGAUGGCGACGGCAGUCUGGGGCGAUUCGUUAAGCUUCGUCGAGCCCAAUGUCCCUUUGAACAUGGGCUUUGGCCCAUGGACUGAAGCCCCAGGGAACCAACCGAAUUUCUCCCAGCCUGUCAGAGACAUGAUAAAUCAAGCGGCGGAAUACGACCUCAGCAACGUCAUGAGAGAAAAAGUCCCCGACGAGAGCAUGUACUACGCGGGUAAAAUGCUCGCACGCUUCGCAACCAUUUGCUGGACACUAAAAGAAGUGGUGAACAACCCCGUCUGGAAAACAGGGCUGGACAAACUCAAACAGGAAAUGGCGAGAUAUGUGAAUAACCAGCAGCGAUUCCCGCUCUUCUACGACGACGUCUGGAAAGGCCUCGUCUCCAACGCGGGCUUCAGUGACCCCGGCGCCGACUUUGGCAACACGUAUUACAACGACCACCACUUCCACUACGGAUACUUUGUUUAUGCUGCAGCGGUCAUUGGAUAUCUGGAUCCGGAGUGGCUUGUCCGCGGGGAUAACAAGGCGUGGGUAAAUUCGCUGGUGAAGGAUUUUGCAGAGAGCGACUAUAACGGAAGCCGCUAUCCGUUCUUUAGGUCGUUUGACUGGUACCACGGGCAUAGCUGGGCGAAAGGGCUGUUCGAGAGCGCGGAUGGCAAGGACGAGGAGAGUUCUAGUGAGGAUGGGUUCGCCAGUUACGCGGUCAAGAUGUGGGGGAAGGUGACUGGCGACGCCAACAUGGAGGAAAGAGGAAACCUCAUGCUCGCCAUCCAAGCCCGCAGUUUCCGCAACUACUUCUACAUGACGUCGGACAAUAUCAAUCAUCCGCCGCGCUUCGUCAAUAAUAGCGUCACGGGUAUCCUUUUUGAAAACAAAGUCGACCACACGACCUACUUCGGCGCAUCCCCCCAAUUCGUCCACGGCAUCCACAUGCUCCCCCUCUCCCCGGCCUCCAUCUACCUCCGCUCCAAACCCUUCGUCGCGCAGGAAUGGAACCGCUUCUUCUCCGACGGAAGGUGGAAGGUGGAUGGCGGGUGGCGCGGCAUCUUGAUGGCGAACCUCGCGCUCGUUGAUCCCCGUGCGAGUUGGGAGUUCUUCAGGGGUGGCGUGGAUGGCGCGUGGGAGGAUGGUUGGAUCGAUGGCGGUGCCAGUAGGAGUUGGUAUUUGGUGCUGGCUGCUGGGUUGGGGGGUGUGCAGUGA
Molecule: messenger RNA, 2289 nt
Organism: Westerdykella ornata
Lineage: Eukaryota; Fungi; Ascomycota; Dothideomycetes; Pleosporales; Sporormiaceae
Product: endo-1,3(4)-beta-glucanase 1 precursor
Exons: 4
Coding region: 1-2289 (762 amino acids)
Cellular component (GO): cell surface
Molecular function (GO): glucan endo-1,3-beta-D-glucosidase activity; endo-1,3(4)-beta-glucanase activity
Source: RefSeq, a predicted model, not a curated record